AUGGCAUGUGGUUCCGAACAUGGAUUGAACAAGACGUACGGAGACAACGAAUUCGUCAACCAAGAGCCCAAGGUGCAGAAGCAGGCAAGACAUAAUUCACUCGGAAGUCUAUCGACAGUGAGCGCAUCAAGCGAGUCGCAAAAGCAGUAUGUCUCGGAAACGGAAAUGAGCAAUGCUGCAGUAGCGACCUACGCACCGGAGACAGCAUUUGGAUUCGUCACUAUAAGAUAUUUUUGCGAAAUUCGUCCUUCGUAUCCAGAACAUCCGGUGUCGCCUAUCUUUGCGGUUUCGAUCAACAUCUUUCAGGGUCUAGUAGUAGAAGAAUGGAAAAGACCGCCGGACCGGCGAAUUUUGAUCAAAACUCCAAACACCAUGCCCGUCUACGACGAUUGGAAGUCUUUCACCAACCCUGCGACCGGCCCUGUGCUGGGAUUCUUCACUUGUCCACCAAGCGGAAUAGGUGCUUCCGGUACAAGUGCCGCUCGGCUGCCACUGCCAUUUAUCAACCCUUCAUCUGUCAAUCCCUCACCUGGCCCUGUAAUGGGAUAUUUCACGUGUCCACCGAACUCCGACACGAGCUCCAACACGAGCUCAGCUACUCCGGGCCGUGGAAGUAGCGAGCAGGGAAGUCGAGGUGGGCGCGGCGAUGGAGCGCCUGAAAAUUGA
Messenger RNA from Bipolaris victoriae FI3, 666 nucleotides. RefSeq lists its product as hypothetical. The transcript has 3 exons. Bases 1 to 666 code for a protein of 221 amino acids. NCBI's taxonomy places the organism in Eukaryota, Fungi, Ascomycota, Dothideomycetes, Pleosporales, Pleosporaceae. The record is from RefSeq and is a predicted model, not a curated record.